Molecule: messenger RNA, 4501 nt
Organism: Caenorhabditis elegans
Lineage: Eukaryota; Metazoa; Nematoda; Chromadorea; Rhabditida; Rhabditidae
Gene: epg-7
Product: Autophagy-related protein 11 C-terminal domain-containing protein
Exons: 14
Coding region: 66-4082 (1338 amino acids)
Biological process (GO): autophagosome assembly
Source: RefSeq, marked reviewed
UUUCCUCGUUAUACCAAUUUAAUUUUCGACUUUAAAGUUAAGGUUUCAAAUUUUUAGAUUCAAAAAUGAUAAUGUAUCAUAUAUUCUACAUGGAUAGGGGCCAGGCCAUGGUAUUUGAUUUAAAUGCAGAAACUACAACAUUCAAUGUACUACAGGAUAUGGUAUCCAAGGAGGUUGGUCAUCGAAUCUCUGAUCUGACUUUUCUUGAUGAAAGCGGUACUACCCCGGAUGGUAACAAAAGUUUGGCAGAGAUCAGUACUCUUGGCACUGAAACAUCUCCAGUGUACUUUUUUCUAAAAUCUGGAAACGAAAGAGAAAACCACAACGGCAGUGAUGUGACGUACAUUUUUCAGAUGAUUGACGAUGCUGUUGAUCAGGCACAAUACGUUCUGAAAAAUCAGGACCCUCUGAAAAUCUACAUGGAGCUGCCAGAACGAGCAAAAAACUGUAGAAAAGUCUGCGCAGAGACUUUGCAAAUGUGUGCCAGGCUGGUCCAACAGCAUAGGUUUUUACAUAAGGGUUGGUUGGCGUUGAUUAACAAUCUGGAUAUAUCUGUCAGCAAAAUGGACAAAAGGGGAAAGAAGUUCAAAUUGGUACACUCAAAAAGCGAAGAACUCAUUGAAAAGUCGGACACACUCCUGUUGAACUAUUCCGACGUUGUUGAACAAUUACGAAGGAUCGAAGUUCCUUCGGAAAUUUUUGUGAAACCAGCGUCUUUGAUGACUUCCACAUCAACUCCAAUCAAUCCAGACGAAAAAUGUACAUUGUUUGAUUUUAUUGCGAUGGCUGAUCCAGAAGCAUCUCUUGAUGGUUUACCUGACUUGGUUAAUGAGAAGAUUCGACAGCUCAAGGAGCAAAAUGCUAUUAGUGUAUAUACGAGGCUCCAAUCUGUACAUGAAACGUCGAAGAAUCAAGAGUAUCGAGAUUUCAAGGGAAUUAAUAAACGAUUUUCUCAGCUUGAGUUUAGUUUGAAAAGCUGUGAAGAAAGAAAAAACUUGGUUCACAAACUAGUCGCUCAAAUUUUGGAAACUCCGAAAAUCAAUGACCAGAAUAAGCUACCACCAAUUAUCGAAGAACACCGUCAAUGCAUGCUGACUAUUUUCGAAAACUUUUCAGAAUUUCGAAAUAUGGUCCGCGUUUUUGAUCAGUCAAAACAGGAAAUUCUAAAAAAUUUGCGAACGAGAAUGUCUGGAUUUGUGGUUCAAAACUACGAUCGAUUACGCGUUGUUCUCAACGACAUUGUACAGUACGAAUACAAAAGCAAUGCAGUUCGCAUUCACAUGGAUCUUAUUGGUCAGAUUCGAGAUGCACCGAUUCUUUAUUCACAGAGUGUUUCGGAAAUUGUACGCCGCCGACUUUUGAAAACCGAACUGGAAGAAUGGCACACUGAUCAUUCCACUAAGUGUGCUCAGUUUAGUACCGACGAGGAAAAGAGUCGGGAACAACUUGGACGAAAACUUAAGAAACAUUUUCUUCAUGCACUUUUCCCAGGACUUUUCGAUAACUUGCCUGAGUUUUAUGUAAAAGCUCCGUUGGAAAAAUAUGACACAGAUUUACCAAAUAUUGCAAAAGAGUACAUCAAGGAUCUACGGGACGCUCUUCCAGAAUUGGAACCUUUUCUGAAAGUGACACUGCCAAAUGUUGCAAGCAAACUUGCCACAAAGGGUAGUAAACAGCAUCCAUCGUUUGGACAGACUCGCGUUGAAAGUUUUCUGACGGAUGAACCGAUGAGAAUGGCUAGAUCUCAUUUCAACUAUUCACCGGCGGCUUGGCUCAGCGAGGAUGGAGGAGAUUCAUCCCCGGUUCCCCAACCGCUGAUGUGCCGCUCACCGGAAAAUGCUCUUCGCGAGUCACAGUGUCGAUCGAUUCCAUAUGUUCCAUCGCUUCAGCAGUUGGAGGGACUGGAUGGUCCCGCUCCAGGUUCUUCUGCGCCUAUCAGCAUUCCGAAUUCAACGUCAUCUCGUAUUAACUUCAAGCAAUCUGGACGUCAGCAAAGUUCUCAAGACUUGCAUCACGUUGGCUCUGCUGUUUCAUCAGACACUUCUUUGCUUGGACACGAGACUCCUGUCAAAAUGGAGGACACUGUGUUGAUGACAGAAAACAAAUCGGAACUGAAUCUUGAAUCGAAUAUGAAUGACAGUAACGAUAGUAUCGAUUCUCUACUUGACGUUUACGAGCACAUUGAUUAUUCGGCAGAAGAUAUUCUUCUUGGAUUAUCGGACCACACAGUCCAAUUGGAAGACGCGGUGAAGCGACUCUCCAAAAUGCAGAAUAUCGUUGCGAAUAUGACACCGAGAAAUGAGAAACUGUUCAAAUAUCUUCAUCAAACUGCUCCCCGCGACUUUGAGAUAAUUAUUCAUGACGGUGACAAAUUGAAAAAUCGUGUUAAAGAACUUGGCGAAAGUGUGGAAAGUCUUGAAACAGAGCUAGAAAACAAGAAAAGCACAGAGUCUAAUUUGGAGGCAAAACUUGCGGAAAUGACAGUUUCUCAUAAAAAAGAAAUUGAAAAUACUCAAGCGGAAUGUAUAAAGCGAAUGUCUGUCGAGUUUGAACUGAUGACAGAUAGUAUGUCAAGGCAGAGCAAAGAGCAAAUUGAGAGCAAAGAUCGUGAAAUUGAAGAACUGAAAGCAAAACUGGAGAAGCAGAACAUCGCUCAUGAGAAAGCACUUCGUAACGAUCCGUACUCUGAAGAAUAUAAACGUACUCUCACAGCUGAAAUCCGCGCAGAACUUGAAAAAGAGUUCAAACAACGCAUCGAAGUCAUCACAAAAGCGGUGGAGUGCAAGAAAGACGAAGCAUUUGCACGUCAAGAAAAAACCUUGGAAAUUGAAAAUAGAGUCUUAUCCUCUGAGAAUGAGUCAAAGUCAAAGAAACUGGAGGCAAUGAAUCGUGAGAAGGAGCAGCUGGAGUCGUUGAUCCGCCAGAUGCCAGAAGGAGAAGUUAUACUGGACGAGUUCAAUGCUUUGAAAGAAAGUCAACCAUCGGCUCAAAUCAAAGACAGAUUUGCUGCAAUUCGAUCGAGAAUGGAGAGGAGCACCGACGGAAAAUGCCUUGACACCAACAAAGUACUUCUCAUCGACAAUAUCCUCAAGGUUCACAAACUUCAGCAAUUAGUAAACGAAAGAGAGCAGUAUCGAGAUGUUAUCAAAAGUCAACCAGGAGGUGACCAAGUUUUGCAAUUCUUGGAAAACUCUACGCCUACAGUGCCAGUGGAUAUGGAAGCCUACUUCAACGAGCUCACUAAUUUUUCCGGAUCAUUUGACGAAGCCGGGCGGAAGAUUGCCAAGAUUCACGAAAUUGCAAUGGAAACCAUUUGGCUUCAAGCACUAGUUCGUGCUAAUCUAGGCGGGCCGUCUUUGAGAGACAUCUCAGCUGAUAUCCACAAAGAAAGUUAUCAGAAGGAUGUAGAAACAGUGACGUCUAUUGCGAUGAUGGAUAUUUUCAUCGACCACGAUAGAGAUGAAAUCAAGAAACUCACUCGAACAUUGCAAAUUUGGUUGAAUACUAAUGUGUCGAGUCUCCGAUCCGGUGGAACGUACGCAAUCGAAGAUUCUCCAAAGAUCAGAGAAUGUGCUUCCAAAUAUAAAUCAAUGGCUCUCAAAGUUUCCACCUACCAAGGAAUGGAGGAAAGUUUCUAUCAACCAAUGGCAGCCAGCACCAUCCAGGUUGCUACUUCUCCAUCCGAACUGGAAGUGGAAAGAAGCAGCCAAAACACUAUCUGUACACAAACACGCCUAUGCCUCCCCGCCAUGAAUCUUUUGGUGUCAGUUCAAGAUAUCAAAAUUGGUUGUGCGGUUAUUGUUAUCUGGCACCAGGCACAUAACGCUUAUGUCAUUUUUUGCUCAAGCCCGAAUCGUUACUUCGUGAAAGAAUCGUCGAUUCGUCGUUUGGGAAUCAACACACAGAACGCAGCCACUCGCCGCAACUGGAUAAUUGCGCGAGUUGUUCGUUCUGACAGUUGCUCUAUCAAGAAGCCAGUUAACCGGUACAACUUGCCAAUUGGCACUAUCGUCCGUCGCGUUGAGGUGGAAGCUGUGAAUAUGGAUUUUGAAGGGGACUUCAAUCAUAUUUCUAUUGCCUGAUCCUUUAGCGUUCAUUAAAAAUUCUGGUCCAAAAAUUGUAAAUGUCAUGUCCCUCUUUUUUUUGUUUCUGAAAAAUGUAAAUUCCUUUCAUAACGUAAGCUUUAUACGUUCAUGUCCCCUUUACCUCUUUUGUUCUCCCAACUCGUCAGUCUUUUGGGCCCGUCAAAAUCUUUUGGUCUUACUGGUACUGUAUAGGUAUAUAUUUAAUUGUUCAUUUUUGAAAUGCUGCUUCGUGGUCCAAAUAACCUGAUACCUUGAUAUGGAUAUUUGAAAUGAAUGUUGCAAAUUUAGAAUAAUUGAAAACCAACAACUAUUAUUUUUGUUUCAAAGUAAACUAUUAAUUUCACUGUAUUGAAUUUCUGUUUGUAUAUGAACACAAUACAAAUGCGAUAAUUUCAGAAUUUAAAUGAAUAAAAAAA